UUAAGGGAUGUUUAACCCCUACUUGGAAGUUUUUUAAGCAUAGGUUGAUGUCACCCAUUUGAAGCAAUACUAACAGCAUGUUGAUCAUAAAAGAAUCGGCAGCAGCCAGCAAGUUGAAGCUUUAAUCUCCGUUGGACUCUGACCAAUUCGUAAUUGAAAUCUGCAGCAAACCCAAAUCUUUGUGUCCAAAAGUAUUAGGUUGUUGUCAUGGCAUUGAUUCUAAAGAAUUGGAUGAUUGGUAGUACUGAUGUGGAUGAAGAGUUGCAGCUUAUGAGAAGUAAAAAUGAAGCACUAUGUGCUCGAGCAGCUGAUGUUAACACUCAGCUAGAGGCUGAAGAAAUGCAGCCUGGCAGGAAAAGGAAGCGUCAAGUUGAAAAUUGGUUAAAAAACGUUGAAGAAUUAGAGGCUGAGGUGGGAUAUGUUGAGAAAGAUGUUAAAAGGGGCCAAUUUUCUUCACAUAAGAUGCUGAAGAGAGAUAUUGUUAGCCUAACUCAAGAGAUGGAUGACCUGAUGGAGCAGGGGAAUUUUCCCGGUGGACUAACAUUAGAUGAUCAUGCAUCAUCGAGUGUGCCAUUGGUCACAUCGAAACUUAAAGGUAGAUUGUUUGAAGAAAAUUUGAGAAUGAUUUUGUCAUGGUUAGUAGAUGAAGAUGUGUGCAGAAUCGGGGUGUACGGUUUAGGAGGCAUUGGGAAAACAACAUUAGCAAUGCACAUCCAUAACAAGCUCCAUGAAGAUGUCAAAACUUCAUCAGUGCAUGUUUAUUGGGUGACCGUGUCACAAGAAAAUACAAUAGUCACAUUGCAGAGAAAAAUUGCUAAAGCUGCAAAGGUGGAUCAUCUUUUAGAAGGAGAAACUGAUCAGAUUAAGAGGGCAGCGGUGUUGUCUAAUGCUUUGAAGAAAAGGAAGAAGGUUGUGUUGUUUCUUGACGACAUGUGGAAGCACUUUGAGGUAGAGAAGGUUGGAGUUCCUGUGGGAAAAGAUGAAUGUAAGUUGAUAAUUACUAGUCGCUCUUUAGAUGUUUGUAGAAGAAUGUUGUGUCAACGACGAGUCAAAAUUGAAACUCUUUCCAAAAAGGAAAGCUGGGAGUUAUUCUUGGAAAAGCUCAACAAUUUUGAUGAUCUUUCACUGGAAGUUAGAGAUGUGGCAAAGUUGGUUGCCAAAAAAUGUGCCGGCUUACCACUUGGAAUUCUAACUAUAGCUGGAAGUAUGAGAGGGGUAACUGAUAUUCAUGAGUGGAAGGAUACUUUGGAGGAACUAAAUGAUCCUACGAGGCAUCAUGGUGACAUGGAGACUGAUGUUUUCCCACUCUUAGAGCUAAGUUAUAAUCGUCUGAAUGAUGUAAAGCUGCAAAAGUGCUUUCUUGGUUGUGCAUUUUUUCCUGAGGACUCCAAAUUAAGCAGAUAUGAGAUAAUAAAUUUCUGGGUUUCAGACAGUUUGUUAGAGAAUAUAGAGUCAAGGGAGAAACAAUUAGAUAAAGGGCACACCAUCCUUAAUAGACUAAUCAAUGCAAGCUUGUUGGAAUCAUUGGAUUCUCAAGGAAAUUAUGUGAAGAUGCAUGACUUGAUCAGAGAUAUGGCCAUCAAAAUUGGAAAUAAUACUAGUCGUUUCCUGAUAAGAUCUGGAUUACAACUUACUAGAGUACCGAAUGCAAUAGAGUGGACGGAAGACCUGGUGAAGGUUUCGUUAAUAAGCAAUCACAUUGCUGAUAUUCCAUCCAAUAUUUCUCCGGCGUGCCCUUAUCUUUCAACCCUGUUGCUUACUGAUAACCCCUUGAAAACUAUCCCUGAUUCAUUCUUUUUGCACAUGAUGGGCCUUCGAUUUCUCAGUUUAACUCAAGCACCAAUUAAGAAGUUGCCAGAUAGUAUUUCCGAGUUGAAGAAUCUCUCAGCUUUGGAAGUGGCCGGCUGUAUGAGUUUAAAUUAUGUGCCCCCUUUAUCAAAGCUCGUAAAGUUAAGGGUGCUGAAUCUGAAUUGUAAUGGGUCAUUAGUGGACGUACCUAAAGGGAUUGAAGUGUUACCCAACUUGAGAUUCCUUGGUUUGCAAAGCUGUGACAAACUUUGUGUGCCAUUCCACAGAUUACUAACUGGGCUUUCCUACAUCGAACACUUGGAAAUUGGGUAUGGAAUCAAGAGCGUUUUGGGGACGGAUUUGAUGAAGCUGCAACAUUUGAGGAGACUUAAAGGUUGCUGGAUGUCAGAUGUCAGCAAUUUUAAUAGCUAUUUCAAGUCUCAACAUUUCCAUCAACUAAAAUAUUAUCAAAUUUACAUAGCAAUGAUAGGAUCAACUCACUAUUAUAGCUUCAUUGACAAUGUGUUUGAUAAAAAUGUUGUUGUUUAUGAAUACGGCAAGGACCAAGAAGGUCAAAUCAAACCCAUAGCCCUCCCAGACAAUAUUCAGUUUCUGCAACUAAUCUGUGUUGAUUCGAGCAACCUUCUGGAUGUUAUACCAUCAAUGCAUGGUCUGUCAAGAUUAUCAAGGAUCUGGAUUGGUUACUGUGACAGCCUGGAGCAUGUAUGGUCAUCUGCAUCAUGCUCUGAUCUUGAACUCGAAAGCCUCGAGGAGCUGAACCUUACAGAAUUGGUAAAUUUCAGAGGGAUAACAGUAGAUGGAAAGCUUUUGAGUGGUGCCCUCCGCAAUCUUAAGAAAUUAACAAUAGAGUACUGCUGGAAUAUUGAGGCUCUCUUCACACAGAGUGUUCUUAACCAACUGCAAAACUUGGAGGUUCUUGAAGUACAAGUAUGUUCGGUUUUGAGGGAGCUCGUUUCACUAUCUGACAAUCUUGAAGAUGCAGAAACUGCUGAUAACAAUGAUAAUACUAAAAUGAUUUAUCUCCCGAAGUUGAGGAUCUUACAGCUAAUUUAUCUCCCCAAUCUGGUUACUAUAUGUUUAAAGGGGCUUUUAAGCUAUGAUCACAUCGAGAAUAUAACAAUUAUAAUGUGUCCUUUGGUCAAGAAACUCCCUCUCUCUUUCCCACUCCUCGACGAUGGACAGCCAGCUGCUGCUCCCUUAUCACUUAAAAUGAUUAUGGUUGAAAAAGAGUGGUGGGAGAAACUUGAAUGGGAUAAUCCUGAUUCUGCAUACUUGCUUCAGCCUCUUGUUACGUUCUCAGGUUCACGGUGAACAUUCCUUUGGUCACUUAUAUUAUUGAGUAAAAUCGCAGCUCUGAACAAUGCUUCGGCCACUUAUAGUUUUCACUGCAGUAUUGCUAAAAUAUUGUUCUUUGGUUUCUGAUGCAUAGCGUUCGACAUACGUAGUACUUAACUUAUAAUAGUAUAUGGUGAUAGUUUAAUAUGCUUUGUAUUCCAACCAGGUUAGUUUGGAGUUUUAAAGAGUGAAAAAUAUAGUACUUGUAUUGUAUUGUAUUGUAUCAAUUACUCAAUAGAGAAAAAUUAAACACUGGUGCGUAGAGGGCUGGACAUGGGCUAGAUGUUGAAUAAAUUACAGAAUAAAUCGGGACACUUAUAAGGGCUAGGCCCUAAUUCAAGGACGCACUUUCUCAAAAUUAUAAGGCCAUGGUUACCAUGUUUGGUGUUACACCCUCUGUUUUUAAAUACUUACUCUACUUUCCUUUUUCAGC
Messenger RNA from Chenopodium quinoa (quinoa), 3577 nucleotides. RefSeq names its product probable disease resistance protein At4g27220. The transcript is spliced from 2 exons. Bases 208 to 3120 code for a protein of 970 amino acids. Gene Ontology annotation, molecular function: ADP binding; protein binding. Lineage: Eukaryota; Viridiplantae; Streptophyta; Magnoliopsida; Caryophyllales; Amaranthaceae. The record is from RefSeq and is a predicted model, not a curated record.